AUGCCAGACCCAUCAGAAAACGUGGAAGAUGCCGUGGAUAUUCUCGAAAAAGAGGUGAGUUAUCGAUCUCAACAGUUUUUGGGCAGUAAUUCGAAGAAAUCCGGUUUUAGAUGAUUUCCUUCUGCAAUUUGAUUCCCGUCAACUCUUGGGGAUUUGACGACGACGUGAAGGAGUCGCUGAAAAUGCGAAAACACAGUUUAGUUAAUCGACAACUCAGCAAAAGUGAGAAAAUGCGAAAUUUCGUGGAACUCUCAAACUUUCACCAAUUUCAGAGGAGCGAAAAUCGAUGUCAGCGCAGCAAAAGCAGCAUUUGGCGAAAGGACUCGGUCUGGUGCCGAAUACAGUGCAAGAAGUGCUCGAAUGGAUGUCGAACAGCAAACAGCAUUCGAAAGUUCAGCCGGUGAGAAGCGUGGCGCCGCCCGUGAAAAAGGAGCAGGUCAAGAAGACGGAGAAGAAGGAAAAGAAGGUCGAGAAGCCGCCGAAGAAGGUAACAUCUGAAUUGAAGGAUUCUGAAGAAUCGGAUCAAGAUGAGAGCGAAGAGAAGGCUCAAGAGCCAGCUCCAAAGAAUCAGAAGCAACAAAGAGAGUCUGACGACGAGGACGAUGAGAAUUCUGAAGGACAGGAAGAGGAGGACGACGACGAUUCGACUGACGAGGAAACAGAAGAGCCGGCGGCCAAAAAGAUCAAAAUCGCUCCGCAAUCAGUGCUCAAAUCCAACGACAAAAUCGAGAAAGAAAUCAAAAAGUUGGAGGAGGACGAGGACAACGAGUCGCCGGAGAUCAAGCGUCAAAUCGCGCUGCUCCGACUUCAGAAGAAGCUGAAAGAGAUGAAAACCGAGCGAAAGGGCAAGGGGCCGACGAAAGUGACGGCGGCGAUGGCGGACAAGUUGGCCGAAGAGAAGCGGUUGAAACGAAGAGAGAGCAAGCUGAAAUUGAAACAGAGAAGAGCCGAGGAGAAGAAGGGAAAGGAAGUAAAAAAGGAGAUUGAGAAUCAAAAUCAAAACAAGGAAGACGGAGUGGAGAAUGGAGUGCCGGAAAAGAAGGAGAAAUCGGGCAUCUCGUUCAAUAAUCUCAAGUUUGAAAUCAAGGAGGACAAGCAGAGAGGAAAGAAGCAAAGAGUGAGUGAAGCGCUCAAAAAGUUGUGUAAAAACCAAAUUUCCAUUGCAGACUGCCAAGAAAGACCGUGCUCUGAAGCUGACAGGCCGCGACUACAAAUCGCUGAUCGCCAAGGUCGAAGAGACAAAGGCGACGAUCGAGAAGGUUCGGGAAGCGGAUCCGCACAAGGCGACGAUCAUGGAGGACGAGCUGAAGUGGGAGAAAACGCUGAAAAGAGCGGCGGGCGGAAAAGUGAAGGACAAUCUGGAGAUGCUGAAGAAGGCGUUGGCGAAGAAGAACAAACUGAAGGACAGGAAGAAGGAAAAGUGGCAGAACAGAGAUAAUAAGGUCGAGGGAGAGAAGCAGACGGUAGGCGGGGAAAGUUUGAAAGCUCCAAUUGCCCCUUGUUUGAUUUCAGAAGCAGGAGAAGCGCAAGUCGAACCUUCAGAAGCGCAUCGACGACGUCAAGAAGAGGAAGAUGAACAAGUUGAGAAAGAAGGGACGUAUCAUGUAA
Messenger RNA from Caenorhabditis sp. 36 PRJEB53466, 1608 nucleotides. The record is from the annotation of a GenBank genome assembly. Lineage: Eukaryota; Metazoa; Nematoda; Chromadorea; Rhabditida; Rhabditidae.